AUGAGUUGCCUCGUUUUCACCGUCAUCGCGUAUAUUGUCCUGGGGAAAGAGUCUGUAUCCCAGCCUCGAUCCAGCCUUGAGUCCAUCAGAUCAGCCGAAUCGUCUCCUGUUGGGCCUACAAAACCCAGGAUUUCCCGUAACUGCAACAAAUGGCAUACUGUCGAGGAGGGAGACACAUGCUCCAGAGUUGAAAGAGCCCAUGGAAUCUCACACAAUCAGUUCCUGGAGUGGAAUCCGUUAGUUCCAAAGGACUGUUCUCGGGAUUUCUGGUAUGGCUAUUCAUACUGCGUUGGAGUUGGGAGAAAUCCAGUCACAACUACAACGCCAGCAGAGACAAGCAUGGGGAGAAAGACCUUGAGCAAGGCUACCAGCCCAACAACAUAUUCGAUCAGAAAUCCAGUUACUUCGCAUAAGUUGACUUUUUCGCCGGUAGAAACAGCAUGGCCGCCUAAGAGGACACAGCCUGGGCAGCCUUCACACUGCAAUAAGUGGUAUCUAGUCAGGGCGGGAGAUACGUGCCGCACCAUCUGCACCCUUCAUGGGUCAACUAUGACACUUGAGGAGCUGCGGAUUAUCGGUACUGCACUGGAGCGUUCUCUCACAGAAAUUUGCCUCAGCCACCAACAGCAACCACUAGGCCUUCACCGGUUCAGAGCAGUGCAACUGGGUGAUACUUGCGACUCCAUUACUGCCAUGUCUGCGGCAUUCUCCAAGGGACUCCAUCAGCUCGGACCAGGCCUGUUACCACGAGUUCAACGCCCCCUAAUCCCACGUAGUCAGGAUUUCCCUCCAAUUGCAGAAGACGCUGGCUUAUUUCCAGCUAAAAAUUGCGAAACCCCUCUUAACGAUUUUGAUGGCUCAAUCUAA
Messenger RNA from Microsporum canis CBS 113480, 867 nucleotides. RefSeq names its product LysM domain-containing protein. Bases 1 to 867 code for a protein of 288 amino acids. The record is from RefSeq and is a predicted model, not a curated record. The transcript is spliced from 3 exons. Lineage: Eukaryota; Fungi; Ascomycota; Eurotiomycetes; Onygenales; Arthrodermataceae.